GUUUAAUAUUAACAAUGAUUACUUGUGAUCAACCGACAUAAGCCGAUAUUAUUAGGUUCAACGUCAUCAGUAAAAUUCGAAUCCUGAUAUUCAUGGUCGUUGUAUGUGAAUUAUUAGUAGUUAUUACCAUUUCGUCUUGCAAAACCAAAAACAAAAACUUUAUCAUACUUUUCCCCACCACAUAGUACUAACCACAUUAUAUAGAUUAUAUAGAUGUAGUACCACCAAUAACCAAUCAUGCAUAUUUUGUAGCACAAUUAACAAAAAAAACCAAAUAGAAGAAAAAACCAUGGCAGGAAACAAAAUCCCAGAAGUAUCACUGAAUUCAGGACACAAAAUGCCGGUAAUAGGAAUGGGAACUUCAGCAGACAACCGUCCAUCAAAUGAUGUUCUUGCUUCAAUCUUUGUUGAAGCAAUCGAAAUUGGUUAUCGCCAUUUCGAUUCUGCGUCGGUCUAUGGUUCAGAAGAAGCAAUAGGCCUGGCUGUGGCAAAAGCUAUAGAACAAGGACUUAUCAAGAGUAGAGAUGAAGUUUUCAUCACUUCAAAACCAUGGAACACAGAUGCAGAUUAUGAGCUUAUUGUUCCUGCUCUCAAAACCACAUUAAAAAAGCUAGGAAUGGAGUAUGUGGAUCUAUAUCUGAUUCAUUGGCCAGUGAGAUUGAGACAUGAUCUUGAAAACCCUGUCAUUUUUACCAAAGAAGAUUUACUUCCCUUUGAUAUUGAAGGGACAUGGAAAGCUAUGGAAGAGUGUUAUAAGUUAGGCUUAGCAAAGUCUAUUGGUAUAUGCAAUUAUGGUAUCAAAAAACUCACCAAGCUCUUGGAAACAGCUACCAUCACCCCUGCAGUCAAUCAGGUUGAAAUGAAUCCAUCUUGGCAGCAAGGGAAACUGAGGGAAUUUUGCAAGGAGAAAGGGAUUCAUGUUAGUGCUUGGUCAGCUCUUGGAGCUUAUAAGGUAACAUGGGGUUCAGGAGCUGUUAUGGAGAAUCAAAUUCUUCAAGACAUAGCUGCUGCAAAAGGGAAGACCAUAGCUCAGGUUGCACUUAGAUGGGCAUACCAAAUAGGAUCAAGUGCAAUGGCUAAAAGCUUCAACAGGGAAAGGAUGAAACAAAACCUUGAAAUAUUUGAUUUUGAGCUGAGUGAAGAUGAUUUAGAGAAGAUUAAGCAGAUUCCACAAAGCAGACAGUACUUAGGAGAUAUGUGGCUAUCUGAAAAUGGAUCCUGCAAGACCUUAGAAGAACUUUGGGAUGGAGAUGUUUGAAAAUCUUCUCAAAUUCCAAACAGUAUUCUAAAAUAAUGUACUAGGAAAAUAAAUUUCAAGAUUUGAUUUUCAUGUUAUGUAUGAGCUUCUUUAAUAUUAUUGUGCAUUAUCAAGCACGAAAAUAAAUUAUUAUGUACUAGGUAUGGCUUCGUUUCAAGCACGAAAAAUAAAUUUCAAGAUUUGAUUCUCAAA
Molecule: messenger RNA, 1450 nt
Organism: Vicia villosa (hairy vetch)
Lineage: Eukaryota; Viridiplantae; Streptophyta; Magnoliopsida; Fabales; Fabaceae
Product: protein REDOX 2-like
Exons: 4
Coding region: 290-1258 (322 amino acids)
Cellular component (GO): cytosol
Molecular function (GO): aldose reductase (NADPH) activity
Source: RefSeq, a predicted model, not a curated record